Molecule: messenger RNA, 4650 nt
Organism: Colletotrichum graminicola M1.001
Lineage: Eukaryota; Fungi; Ascomycota; Sordariomycetes; Glomerellales; Glomerellaceae
Product: RecF/RecN/SMC N terminal domain-containing protein
Exons: 3
Coding region: 1-4650 (1549 amino acids)
Biological process (GO): mitotic chromosome condensation
Cellular component (GO): chromosome
Molecular function (GO): ATP hydrolysis activity; protein binding; ATP binding
Source: RefSeq, a predicted model, not a curated record
AUGUCCACUCGCCCGCGCCGCGCCACGCGCCGCCAGGCCAUCGUCGACUCGUCAGAUGACGAUGACGAGAUCGCCAACGUUACCAAGAGGGAGUCGAGUGAGGAGGAAUUCGCCCCGGAGCCCUCAAAGAGCCCAGUGCGCCGACCAACACGAGCACGCAAGACCAAAAGCGCUGCACCCGCCGCUGCCGCCCCGGCCGCGCCCACUACGACGACAGCACCGCGCCGUCGCGGCAGGCCGAAAAGGAACGCUGAGCCCGCGCCUUCAGAAGCCCCUUCGACGCUCGAGGCCUCGACUGUCCUCGAGGAGCCAUCCACAGUACAUGAGCCUUCCAUUGCAGAGCAAGAUGCAGUAACGGAGGAGCCUUCGGAGGAGCCUUCGGCAGUUGAGGAGCCCUCGACUCUCGAGGCACCCACGACGCUUGACGUUGCUCCGUCGAUAGAGCCCACCGAGGUUUUCGAUCCCGACCAGACUGUCACCAAAACUGAGCCUCAGUCUUCACCAAGGAGCCCCAGGAAGAGUGUCGCCUCUCGCGCGUCCACAAAAUCAGCAUCCCCCUCGGCCAUUUCAAAGAAAAAGCCCUCCGCCACGCCCGAGCCUUCCCGGCGCCAGGCAGAGCCUCUGGCCGAUAUCACAGCUGCUAGUGUUAACGAGCAAACAUCUACCCCGGAUGAUACGCAAACCCCGUUUAAGCCUGUCCGCGCCAUGGACACCGUCUUGGAGAAGCCCAUGGACAUCGUGCUGAAGUCGCGCAACCUUGCGGUUCCUGUCGUCGAGGACACGACCCCCAAGCCCCGCCUUGUCAUCUCCUACUUGAUCCUUACCAACUUCAAGAGUUACGCUGGGAGGCAGGAGGUCGGCCCCUUUCACGGUUCCUUCUCCUCUGUUGUCGGCCCCAACGGCUCCGGGAAGUCCAACGUCAUCGACUCCCUACUCUUCGUCUUUGGUUUCCGUGCUAGCAAGAUGCGUCAGGGCAAGCUCUCUGCUCUGAUCCACAACUCGGCCCAGCAUCCCAACCUUGACUACUGCGAGGUUGCUGUGCAUUUCCGAGAGGUCAUGGACCAGCCCGGUGGUGGUCACGAAGUGAUUCCCGAUUCCGACCUCAUCAUUUCUCGCAAGGCCUUUAAGAACAAUUCCAGCUCCUACUACAUCAACGGCAAGACCUCCAACUUCACCAGCGUCACCACCCUCCUCCGCGACCGCGGCAUUGACCUCGACCACAAGCGUUUUCUCAUCCUGCAGGGUGAGGUCGAGUCCAUCGCCCAGAUGAAACCCAAGGCUGCCAACGAGCACGACGACGGCCUUCUCGAAUAUCUCGAAGACAUCAUCGGCACGUCCAAGUACAAGGCACCGAUUGAGGAAUCCGCCGCCGAGGUCGAGACCCUCAACGAAAUCUGUAUGGAAAAGAGCGGCCGUGUUCAGCAUGUCGAGAAGGAGAAGAACAGUCUCGAAGACAAGAAGAACAAGGCGCUAGCAUACAUCCGCGACGAGAACGAGCUCACGAUCAAGAAGUCCGCCCUCUACCAGCUGUACAUUGGAGAGUGCAACGACAACCUUGCCGUCACCGGAGAGGCCAUUAGCCAAAUGCAGGCCCAAUUGGAUGACGAGCUGGAAAAACACCACGGCAGCGAAAAGGUCAUCAAGGAGCUGCAAAAAGCAUACUCUCGCGGCAACAAAGAGUUCGAGGUGCAGGCAAAGGAGACUGAGGCCCUGGUUAAGGAGAUGGCCAAGUUCGAGCAAGAGCGUGUCAAAUUCGACGAGAAGAAAAAGUUCCUCAACGACAAGCAGAGGAAGCUGGAGAAGACUAUCGCCAACGCCGAGAAGUCUGCGGUGGAAGCUGAGGAGACCAUCACCCAAUGCACUCAGGAGAUCGAGGACCGUGCCAAAGAGAUUGCUUCGCUCGAAGUCAGGGUGCAGGAAGAGGAGGUCGAGCUUGCGGCCAUUCGUGACAGCCUCAAGGGCAAGACACAGAAGUUUUCCGACCAGAUUGCAGCCAAGCAAAAGUCUCUGGAGCCUUGGAAGGAGAAGAUCAACCAGAAGCAGUCCGCCAUUGCUGUCGCCCAAAGCGAGAUGAACAUCCUCGAAGAGAAGGCCAACGCUGGCUCGGUAGCCAUCUCGGAGACGGAGGCCAAGAUAGCCGCCAUCGAAGACGCCAGAACCGCCAAGGCCAAGGAACUCAAGCAGUGCCAAGCCGAGAAGGCGGCACUGGAGGAGGAGGCAAAGGAGGUCGAACAGGAACUGGCUCGCUUCAACGCCCACGAGCCCAAGAUUCGCUCAAAGGUGUCCAACGCCCGGCAGAAGGCCGACGAGGCUCGUUCUAGUCUGUCUAAGACGCAGACGCAGGGCAACGUGCUCACGGCUUUGAUGCGCAUGCGCGAGUCUGGCCGUAUCGACGGGUUUCACGGCAGACUUGGUAACCUUGGCGCCAUCGAUCAGAAGUACGACGUGGCCAUCUCGACGGCAUGCGGAGCCCUCGACAACUUUGUCACCGACACUGUCGAGGCUGGUCAGCAGUGCAUCGAGCACCUCCGCAAGACCAACCUUGGCCGCGGCAACUUUAUGUGUCUGGACAAGCUCAGGGUGCGAGACAUGAAACCGAUCCAGACCCCAGAGAACGCCCCUCGUCUGUUCGACCUCGUCAACCCCAAAGAGGAAAAGUUCCGGCCUGCCUUUUACCACGCUCUCCAAGACACUCUGGUGGCCAACGACCUUGCUCAAGCCAACAGAAUCGCAUACGGCGCCAAGAGAUGGCGUGUUGUUACCCUGGCCGGCGAGCUCAUCGACAAGUCUGGUACCAUGUCUGGUGGUGGUUCGACCGUCAAGAGAGGCCUGAUGUCAUCGAAGCUCGUCGCCGAGACCUCCAAGGAGCAAGUCGCCAAGCUCGAGGAGGACCGUGACGUCUUGGAAGAGAAAUACAACGACUUUCAGGAACAGCAGCGCCAGCUCGAGACGAGACUUCGUGAGCUCAACGAGCAGAUCCCCAUGCUCGACACCAAGAUGCAGAAGAUCACUCUGGAAAUCGACAGUGCCGCCCGGAAUCUCGCCGACGCUCACCGUCGCAUCAAGGAAUUGAGCAAGGAGCACCAGCCUUCGGCCUCGGACGACAAACGCAUCGCCGCUCUCCGCAAGGAAAUUGCCAAGCUCGAAAAGGAGGUCGAGAAGCUCCACGACGAGACGUCUGGUGUCGAAGAAGAAAUCAAGGCCCUCCAAGACAAGAUCAUGGAGGUCGGUGGUGAGAAGCUCCGCCUGCAGAGGGCCAACGUCGACUCCCUGAAGGAGGAGAUCGUUUCUCAGAACGAGGAGACGUCCAACGCCGAGGUUCGCAAGGUCAAGGCCGAGAAGCAAAAGACGAAGCUCGAGAGAGAUCACGCCAAGGCAACCAAGGAGAUCGAGGCGGCGAUCCGCGAUCUCGAGAAGCUCGAUCACGAGAUCGAGAACCAGGGCGAGAGGGCCGAGUCACUGCAGAGCCAGGUUGAGGAGGCCGAGGAGGGCUUGGCGGACAAGAAGCGGGAGCUGUCAUCCCUCAAAGCCGAACUCGACGAGAAGACGACCGAGCUGAACGCCACCCGUGCAAUCGAGAUUGAGAUGCGCAACAAGCUCGAAGAAAACCAGAAGACUCUGGCCGAGAACCAGAAGAGGCUCAUGUACUGGAACGACAAGCUGUCCAAGCUGACGCUCCAGAACGUGGAUGACCUGACGGGCACCUCGAGCUCCGCUCCCAAACCUCGUGCCCCUGCACCAGCACCUGUGCGGGGAGAGGAAGGCGACGAGAGCGAGGGUGAUGGUGAUCGGACCGUGACUCAAGAUGCAGUCGACGGCGAUGACUCGCGGCAAUCUGAAGUGGAAGAGGACGACGAAGAGCCCGAACAGCCUGAGCGACCUUCCAGCCAGCCCCAGGAGCUGCCUGUGUACACCCCUGACGAGCUUGCCGACAUGAGCAAGGAGAAGCUCAAGGGGGAGAUCGCGGCGUUGGAGGAGAAGACGCAGAACGUCAACGUUGACCUUGGUGUGCUCGCAGAGUACCGCCGCCGUGUCGAGGAGCACGCCGCCCGCUCGUCCGACCUCCAGAGCGCCGUCGACCAGCGCGACGCUGCCAAGAAGCGAUGUGACGAGCUCCGGCGUCUGCGCCUCGAAGGGUUCAUGGAGGGCUUCAGCACCAUCUCCCUGCGCCUCAAGGAGAUGUAUCAAAUGAUCACCAUGGGUGGUAACGCCGAACUCGAGCUGGUCGAUUCCCUCGACCCCUUCAGCGAGGGUAUUCUGUUCAGCGUCAUGCCUCCCAAGAAAUCAUGGAAGAACAUUAGCAACUUGUCGGGUGGCGAGAAGACGCUCAGCAGUUUGGCGCUUGUCUUUGCCCUGCAUCACUACAAGCCGACGCCUCUGUACGUCAUGGACGAGAUUGACGCUGCCUUGGAUUUCAGAAACGUUUCAAUCGUCGCCAACUACAUCAAGGAGCGCACGAAGAACGCCCAAUUCAUUGUCAUCUCACUCCGAAACAACAUGUUCGAGCUGGCCGCCCGGCUUGUGGGUGUUUACAAGGUGAAUCACAUGACGAAGAGUGUGACGAUCGAGAACCAGGAUUACAUUGUGAGGAGGGGAGGACAGCAAGGCCAGACCCAGACGGCCACGCAGCAGACAACGAUGGCGCGGUGA